AUGGCUAAGAACCAGCAAUGUGACCUCUAUUAUCAUGCCUUAGUGGCUAAUGGAUGGGUUGAAGAAGAACUGGAAAUGGUUCAAGAAGAGAAUCCAGAAGCAAGACUCAAAGAGUAUGUGGUAAUGGACUAUGAGAAUGGAAAAUCUAACAAGAAGUCAGAUAAAGGAGAAGACAUUAAAGAAACCACUAGUGAACCCCACCCUUCGGAGACCCGAUCGGACUGGCACACAGUGCAGGAGAGCACUACCUACCAUAUAUGUUCUCUCGAAAUAGAAGUAGCCAACCUUAAGCAACAACUAUUUGCGGCCGAAGCUAGGUCAGCUCGAGCAAGACAGAGGGAAGAUGUGAUCACUCAAGAGGCGAACAAAUUGGCCAAAAUUUUGGUGUUUCAGUUUGACAUUUGA
Messenger RNA from Lactuca saligna, 405 nucleotides. NCBI's taxonomy places the organism in Eukaryota, Viridiplantae, Streptophyta, Magnoliopsida, Asterales, Asteraceae. The record is from the annotation of a GenBank genome assembly.